AUGGCUGACCCCACCAAACAAGAGACCGAGGCCGCAUUCAAGGUUCUGAAGGCCCAGAAAGCGAACAAAGUAUGCUUUGACUGCAAGGCCCGUAACCCCACUUGGUCGAGCGUUACCUUUGGCGUAUACAUAUGCCUCGAUUGUUCCAGUGUCCAUCGCAACAUGGGAGUCCAUAUCAGCUUUGUUCGUUCCACAAAUCUCGAUUCCUGGCAAUUAGGACAGUUGAGGACCAUGAAAGUCGGAGGCAACCAAUCCGCAACCGAUUUUUAUAACAAACACGGGGGCUCAAGUCUACUUUCCGCAGCUGACACCAAGUCCAAAUACCAAGGUCGCGUCGCGGAUCUAUACAAGGAGGAGCUUCAAAAACGUGUUAGAGAAGAUGCGACAAGAUUCCCACAAGGCAUCCACAUUGAAGGCGCUCCCUCUGCACUCUCGUCCGCCGCACCAGCCGCCGAUGCUGAAGACGACUUCUUUUCGUCAUGGGACAAACCCGCUGCUCCUGCCGCUAAACUGCUGCGACCACGGCUGCUCCUGCAGCACGCCCUCCGGGAAUCGGAAGAGCAGCCAGUGCGACGCAGGUUCCCCUUCCUCCGACACCCACUGCCACUCCACCCGCCGCUCCCACUGCACCUCGUACCGUCACAUCCUCCUCGCUCCGUUCAUCUUCUUCCGCCGCCUCACCUAAACCUGUUGGGUGCCACCAAAGGAGGCUUGGGUGCCAAGAAAGCUGGCGCACCCAUCGAUUUCGAAGCUGCCGAAAAGAAAGCACGCGAAGAGGAAGAGAGGAUCAAGCAGCUCGGGUAUGAUGCGGAACGUGAGCGCGAAGAGGCAGCUGCUAAAGCGGCCGCUGCUGCCGCCGCCGCCAAAACAACCGCCGCGUCGACGCCGAGCGGAGGAGCUCUAAAGCCGACUGCAGGGGAAAAGACCAGUUCGGCUGAUGUGGAGCGUUUGGGUAUGGGUUUCGGAAGGCUUGGGUUUGGGCAAGUCGCUGGUGGGCCGAGUGCUCCUGCUCCGGCAAAGAAGUACGCAGAGGUGGACGAGGUUACCACCGCCCGGGAUCGAUUCGGGAACCAAAAGGCCAUUUCUUCGGACAUGUACUUUGGCAGGAACGAUUAUGACCCCACCGCUCAGGCCGAAGCGUCCAAUCGACUCCAACAAUUCCGCGGAGCCACCAGUAUUUCAAGCAACCAAUACUUUGGACGUGAAGAAGACGCAAGUUUAUCUAGUUUAUGCGCAUUCCCUUUACUUAUGAUGUAUGCUUUCCAGGAUCUUGACAAUGCCGGCCUAUCUUCUACUUCAUUUAACAACGACUCGUUGGCUGGUAUCGAAGCAGCCGCGAGGGAUGCGUUGACCCGUGUCAUGGCGAAUCCAGAUGUCCAAAACGCAGCCGAGAGUAUUCGUGCUGGCGCAUUGAAGCUUGGCGAUUAUUUGGCACAAAUGAGCGAACAACGCUAA
Molecule: messenger RNA, 1455 nt
Organism: Rhizoctonia solani
Lineage: Eukaryota; Fungi; Basidiomycota; Agaricomycetes; Cantharellales; Ceratobasidiaceae
Product: GTPase activating protein for Arf protein
Exons: 7
Coding region: 1-1455 (484 amino acids)
Biological process (GO): COPI coating of Golgi vesicle
Molecular function (GO): GTPase activator activity
Source: RefSeq, a predicted model, not a curated record